Messenger RNA from Oncorhynchus keta (chum salmon), 4128 nucleotides. RefSeq names its product protein ZNF365-like. The transcript is spliced from 5 exons. Gene Ontology annotation, biological process: regulation of DNA strand resection involved in replication fork processing; regulation of double-strand break repair via homologous recombination; telomere maintenance. The coding region runs from base 499 to 1647 and encodes 382 amino acids. The record is from RefSeq and is a predicted model, not a curated record. NCBI's taxonomy places the organism in Eukaryota, Metazoa, Chordata, Actinopteri, Salmoniformes, Salmonidae. Gene Ontology annotation, cellular component: centriolar satellite.
AUUUUUUAUUUUUAUUUUAUUUUUUUUACCUUUAUUUAACCAGGCAAGUCAGUUAAGAACAUAUUCUUAUUUUCAAUGACGGCCUGAGAACAGUGGGUUAACUGCCUGUUCAGGGGCAGAACGACAGAUUUGUACCUUGUCAGCUCGGGGGUUUGAACUCGCAACCUUCCGGUUGCUACUCCAACGCUCUAACCACUAGGCUACCAAUAUGCCAUCAUGUGCAACGCUGCUGUUCUGUUUCAGUAGCCAUUAAACGCGACAUUUACUAGCAACAUUCCAUUGAUCAUUUGUUGCUGAUCGUCACUAGCUAGUAUUUAUUCCCUCCGCAGCUUCACAGACGCGUCUACUAUAAAGGAGGUUGGGGAGGCUGUGCUCACUACUCUCACUGAUUAACAUUUUCCGAAGCGUUCGCAGGACAUUUGUGUGCAGGGGGAAUUCUAGCUUUUUUUCUUAUUUUUUUGUCAUGAAACUGUUAUUCAAAUACAGGUCGUAGGUGAAAUGCAUCAGAAGGUAUGUGCCAGGAGGACCUCUCUCUUCACUGAGAAUGGACAGGCUCGUGGGGCAUCUGCUGACCCCCAGCUCCCAUUCAGGUGCCCUCGGUGUGGGGAGCAUAAGAGGUUCCGUAGUCUGGCCUCCUUGAGAGCCCACCUGGAAUACAGCCACAGUUACUACCACACCAUGCACGAGCUGAGCCUUCCGACCCGCAGGGUGCAUUCCCACCCAGAGAGAGCCCUGCACCGACGCUCCCUGAGUGACACACGAGAGGUCACUAUCUGCAUAGAGAGGUGUCGUAUGCCCCAUGUGGGGACGCAGGCAGCUGAGGAGAUAAAGACUGAGAAUGAAGAGGAGGAGGAGGAGGAAGAGGCCAGUAAAGAUGGUCUCAAAAUCCACAUGUCCAGCCCUGGGACAGAUCAUAUCCCUUCCCCCUUUCCAUUUGACGAACCUCCAGACCCAGGCAGCAAGCUUGAGGUAGUGUUUCCAGAGCGGAAUGUCUGUACCGAGGAGAUGUCGCUCCGGCGCAGGCUGGCCAAGGUCCUACGGGUGGUGGACAGCACCAUGCAGAGGAGGCUGCACAGGGUUACCACGGAGCUUGCCAAGACGGACACAGAGCUGCUGUGUGAGUGUGCCCUCUCCCAGCACCUGGCGCAGGGGAGGCAGGAGGUACAGGAGAAGGAGCGGGCGCUGAGCCGGCAGGCGGACGUGGCAGUGAUGGUGAUUGCCACGCUGAAGGAGCAGCUGAAGGAGUCAGAGUACGAGCUGGAGAGGCAAGAACAAGAAGUCAUCACCAUUCAGAAUUUCCUUAAGGCUGCCACCCAGCAUGAGAUAUGUGGUAAAGUUCGGAUCCAAUGUUUCAUUGAGAACCUGCUCAAACGCAUCGCCCUGGCUGAGAGGCUACUGGAAUACUACCAGAGCUCCCCCAGUCCACCAAACUACGCAGAUUACAUGCACCAGACAGCUGAAAACAGACCUCAUAGAAUCCCCAAAAGCAGGUCAGCGGGUUGUCAGCUGUCACAGUCCUGUCCCCAGGAAGGUAGAACGCACCCCUCCCUAUUAGGGCGGAAAGUGGGUCACUCUAGCUACUUCAGACCUGAUCACAGAGAUGAAGUCUGGACCCAGGGCAGCAGAUCAGUUGGAUUUGAGGACUAAGUAACCUGACCAGGGUAGAGAAAUUAAUGUAUAUAUGAUAUGUAUUUACUCAAUGUAUAGCUAAUACUGAGCAGGGUUGUAUCAAAGUCUUUAUGGCCAUGUGUACGCUGGUUUUUGCUCCAUUCUCAAAUCUUAUUUUGUCACAUGCUUCGUAAACAACAGGUGUAGGCUAACAGUGCAUUGCUUACUUAUGGACCCUUACCAAAAAUGUAGAGAGGGGGAAAAAAUAGACAAAUUAAUAAAUACACAAUAUUUUUUUUUAAACAUUGAAAUUGGGGUGUGAAGGGUCAUCCUUUCUCUUGUAAAAAAUACAUGGAAACUCGAUGAAUGAAGCAAAAUAUAAAUUUGGUAUCACUUUACUUGACACCCAGUGUCAUAACACAGUCAUAAUGUCAUAACAGCUGACAUAACAUGUCAUAAUGUGGUCAUUAUACUGUCAUGGCCCAUAUAUUUACACCUGUUGUGACAUAUAGCGUUAUUCAAAUUAGUUUCAACCUGCCAAGAAGUUUCCUUUAGUUUGAAAGUUUGUUUCGUAAAUCCUUUGUUGUUAUAAAUUCUUUACAGUCAUGUUUUUUCAUCAAAUACACUUUGACAAUUUCAUGAAGCAUUAUGAGCAUCCUGUGUCACUUUACUUGGACUAAGAAAACACACUUUAUGACACUGUCAAAAAGCAUUAUGACCAUCAGACUCCUAUAAGCCAGAUAGGCCAAUCAUGUACAUGACCUUAUAUCAGUCAUCAGUCAAAACGUGGGUGUCUUGUCCUGCUCCUGAAAUCAGUUCCUGCAUCCAUCCCAGUCAUCAUCAACAGAGCAUUGUUGUAGGUGCAUGUCUGACAUCAAUGUGUGCGCAAUUACAAUGAUAAUUUUGAUAUGGUCAAUUAAAAAACACACACACACACAUAUAUACUGUUGACAUGUAUGCUAGGGUGUAAUGGAAUGUUUUGCCUUAUGUGGUGGGUUUUGGCACUUAUGUAGGUGUCAUAACUAGCUAUAAAUAACGCAAUAUACAGUGUAUUCAGAAACUAUUCAGACCCCUUGACUUUUUCCACAUUUUGUUACCCUACAGCCUUAUUCUGGGGUAUUGUGUGUUGAUAGAUGAGGAAAACAUUUAAUCAAUUUUAGAAUAAGGCUGUAACGUAAACUUUUUGGGGAAAAGUCGAGGGGUCUGAAUACUUUCCGAAUGCACUGUAUGUUACAACAGGUCUAAAUAUGUCAUGCCAGUGUUAUGACAUGGUUAUGAUCGUGUUAUGACACUGGAUGUCAAGUAAAAUGUUAGGGUACAUUUGAAUGAAAUCCUGUUUUAUGAAAUCAUGCAUCCUAAUUGGCUGUGAUGUAGUAUCUAUGUUUACAAGUCAUUGUACUCCAUCAAGCCAUGAGAAUAUAUUAGAAAGAAAUCCAAAUAAAACAUCUCUUUGGUAUUUGUUGUAACUGUAUGUUUUGUUAAUGGUGUUGAUAUUUUGUAUACAGCUACUGGAUGUCUCAAAGGGAAAUGUAGUUUUAUGGGGAAAUGAAGGCAAUGUAGCAAAUGCAUGAAUAUAGCCAAUCUUUUUAUAGUUACUGUUAUUUACAUGGUGCUGCUGUAUAGACCACGGUUGAAGUCUAAAUUCAGAAAAAAAGUUUUAUUUUCAAAAUGGACCUCCUGAAUUGACAUAGCUUUAUAGUUACAUUUAUGUCAUUUAGAGGUGAAAGAAACGCACACCUAUUUAGGCGAGAUGCUGGCUAGCAGAGUAGAACACUUAAAUUAAAGGACACUCUAGGAACUCGGAUGCAAUAAUAACCUAAUAACCAACGUUUGGACAGACAAGCUGUCUUCAUCAGGGUAUAAUGACAAACACUGCUGGGUGACUAGUUUAUAUAGUGUCAAAGGACACACAGGUGUCUAUAAUCAUGGCCGGGUGUGGCCUGAUAUCAAUGGUUAAUUCUCAGAUAUAAAGAUACCAAAAACAUGAAUGGAUAGCAUAGGAUCAUAGAUACAAUUUGGCUACAUUUCCAUCAUUUAGCAGACAUUCUUUUUUGAUAGUAAUUUGCAUUAGGCGCAUAACUAUUGUCUAUUGUGAGAGCAUGCUCCUUAUAUUUUAUCUUUAUAUAUUUAUGUUUAUCUUUUGUAGCAGAACGAGAUGUAUUUUAAUGGCAACAGAGUUGCCCAAUUGAGUAAAGAGCACUUUGGGGCUUAUGGGUCUCCUAAGGAGAUUGUUGCUAGCACUGGACAAGCAGAAAGAGAGAGGAGGAUUCAGGUAUUGAAUAUGACCAGAGAUAAAGUUAGUUUAAUUAUGUGCUACUGUUAUAUUUCAAGUCUAGUCUCCCUGGUUUAUGUUUGUAGGUAGGUGGGUUUAUUUGCAAGAAUAUUAUUUUGUUUUGUGCCUUCACUUGAAACACUGUAGUCUAACACUGCAAAAUCCAAUACUGUGAACAAUUGUACUACUUUUGUUUAAACUUGAUGGUUUGAUGUGUGACAUGAAGAUUAAAGAACAAAUUCCUCAAA